CGCUCCGCUCGCAACUCACGAAAACAACUGCAAGCACAGAUUGUAUGCUUCGGUCGCCGCUUUCGCAUCCAUCGCUCACCGCCAUCGCCGCCGUCAACACAGGUCUCCCGUCUCUCUCGACAACAACGAGACCGCUGCGCUCUUUGAUCCAUCUGGACGAUGAAGCUCGUCGGAAAAAGCCUCGCCCGCGACGGGCCCGGCUCCGUGAAGCUAUUGCCGGAGGUGGAUGACGACCUGUGGGACGCCUACAACCUCAUCGCCGCCGGCGACGCCGUCGAGGCCGUCACGGUCCGGAAGAUCAGGAGGUCCGGAGGCCGCGACGCGGAGCGCAUCAAGCUGACGCUGGAGGUCGCGGUGGAGUCCACGGACUACGACAAGGACGGCUCCGUCCUGCGCGUCCGCGGCAAGAACCUCACCAAGAACGAGCACGUCCAGAUCGGCCAGUACCAUACCUUGGAGAUCGAGCUGCGGAGGCCCUUCGUCCUCCGCAAGGAGGCCUGGGACUGGCCGGCGCUCGACACCAUCCGCAAAUCCUGCGACGAGACCGCCGCCAACGCCGACCUCGCCGUGCUCCUCAUGCAGGAAGGCCUCGCCCACCUCUUCCUCGUCGGGAGGAGCGUCACGGCCACCAGAGCGCGCGUGGAGGUGCCCAUCCCCAGGAAGCACGGCUCCAGCUCCGGCGCCGUCGCCGCCUACGACACCGCCCUCAAGGACUUCUUCCAGCGCGUCCUGGCCGCCUUCGUGCACCACGUCGACUUCGACCUCGUCCAGUGCGUGGUGAUCGCCAGCCCCGGCUUCACCAAGGACCAGUUCCGCGACCACAUGCUCCUCGAGGCCGCGCGGCGAGGGGAGCUGCGCGCGAUCACCGAGCACAAGGCCCGCAUCUUGCUCGCGCCCGCGCCCUCGGGCUACCCGCACAGCCUCAAGGACGUCCUCGCCGCCCCGAGCGUCAUAUCGCUGAUCAAGGACACGAGGGCCGCGCUGGAGGUGCCGGCGCUGCAGGAGUUCUAUGCCAUGAUCGCCAAGGACUCGGCGAGGGCUUGCUACGGGCCCAAGCACGUCGAGGUUGCGCAUGAACGUCUCGCCAUCCAGACACUCCUGCUCACGGACACUUGGUUCCGCAACCCUGACGUUGUUGCUAGGCGCAAGUGCGUCGAUUCGGCCGAAUCGGUGAAGAAGAUCGGUGGCAAGGUGUGCGUCUUUUCGUCCAUGCAUGUCUCCGGCGAUCAGCUCGAGCAGCUCACGGGGAUAGCAGCGGUUCUUCAUUUUCCCAUGCCUGAUCUCGACGACAUCGAGAUGUGAUUUAUUGCUCUGCUUAUUUUUCUUCUACUACUACUAGGGUGUACACUCUCUGUUUUACUUUUACUUGGAACUAUAAUAUCGUUUUAGACGUCCCGAAUACACAAUUCUGAUCACUUAUUUCUAUUAUAUGCCACAUUUAUUUAUGUAAGCAGGCAAAGUUUAUAUACAUUGUGGAGCUGAUUUUUCA
This is a messenger RNA of Triticum dicoccoides, 1489 nucleotides long. RefSeq names its product protein PELOTA 1-like. The transcript has a single exon. NCBI's taxonomy places the organism in Eukaryota, Viridiplantae, Streptophyta, Magnoliopsida, Poales, Poaceae. Gene Ontology annotation, cellular component: cytoplasm. Gene Ontology annotation, biological process: nuclear-transcribed mRNA catabolic process, non-stop decay; RNA surveillance; ribosome disassembly. The record is from RefSeq and is a predicted model, not a curated record. Bases 160 to 1302 code for a protein of 380 amino acids.